CUACAAAAUUAGACUGCAUAAUAAUUAGUUGAUAUAGAAUUAUACUUAAAUGAAUAGCUUAAUUUAUGAAUUUUACAGUAGUUUUAGUUCAAUUCCUUAGAAAUACACAAACAAGUUCUUUGAAGGUAGGCGUACAAUUAUCUAAAAAUAAAUAACAAUCGAACCUGAGAUUUAUACCAAAUUGCGGUUACCUCGGCUUCCGCCUCGACGAGAUACGUGGCAGCGCGGUUUCAUCCACCGCCAUAUUAAAUGAGCCACUAGAGCGAGACAAGAAUCCCCUGCUCCCUUUAAAACUACUACCUCCCUUAUCUCCUUCGCCCCCCGGCUCUCUUUAAAACUACUGCCUCUCUUAUCUCCUUCGCCCUUGCUCUUACUACUAAAAAUCUCUUCGAUAGAAGUCAGCAUCGAAUCCUUCGGGCAUGGCCAACAACUGCUCGACGGUGGAGCCACGGACGUCCUGGAUCUCCGAAACCUUCGCCCGCGAAAACGAAGCCCUCACCAAAGCCCUCCAGAUCUCGCCCUCCGACAACUCACCUCCCUCAUCCUCGGCCACCGCCGCCGCAAUCUCAUCCUUCCUCCACCGCAUCCCCGCUGCCGAUCGCGACUCUCCUUCGUCUCGCCGCCGGAAUCCCAUCCCCUGCCCCCCCUCCGGCAAGAUCUCGAAGCGGAAGUCCCGCGCGUCGAAGCGGUUGCCGACAACCUACAUCAACGCCGACCCGGCCAACUUCCGCCAGAUGGUCCAGCAGGUGACCGGCGUCCGGCUUGACAACGCGGGCAUGCCGGUCGAGCCGGUGCUCAAGCCCGAGCCGCUGCGGCCCGCCGUGGGUUUGGGGGCCCUGCAGCAGAGCUGCCUGCCGACACUCCACGCUUCCGGCUUCUUGCUCGACCGGGAUGGUCUGUUGGGACCGGGUGCUGCGGUCGGCGGCCCGGUGAUCGACUUCGACCCCUUCGCGAGCUUCGCACUCUAGAGUCGUGGAGCGUGGUGUAAGAAAGUAGAAAAAAAUAUUUAAGACAAAAACAAAAAUCUUUGGUUUUUUUAGUGUUGACUUACUCGUUUUUAUCAGACGUCUGAUGCGGAUCGGAUAGAUGUGGUUUGUAGAGCGGACGUUGUGUUCCCCUAUGGUAUAUGUACGUUGGGUUGGGGUGGCGCCGAUUCGGGACUUUAUGUUGUUGUUUUUAUUUUCCUUUUAUGGUGGCUUGUGGAAGUUUAUGAUAGUGUUAGUAUAUGGGACAUGGAAAAUAGUAUGGACGGUCUGUGUCGUUUUCAUAGGGAUGCUGUCAAGAUCUUCUGAGACUUGAUGAAUGGAUUAACAGCGCACUUCGAUUAAAGUGAGGCAAAAGUCUUCCAAAAUGAUAUUUAGGUAGAAGAUGGUUGUAUCUUUUAGACCUAAGAAUGAUUCACCUUUUUUCUUUUU
Messenger RNA from Phoenix dactylifera (date palm), 1415 nucleotides. RefSeq lists its product as uncharacterized. Lineage: Eukaryota; Viridiplantae; Streptophyta; Magnoliopsida; Arecales; Arecaceae. Gene Ontology annotation, cellular component: nucleus. Gene Ontology annotation, biological process: response to osmotic stress. Gene Ontology annotation, molecular function: calmodulin binding. The record is from RefSeq and is a predicted model, not a curated record.